UCACCAGUUGCGGAAAUGGAAGGUCCAAGAUGGCCGCGGAUCUCCAGAAAUUCCUCUUCAAAUCCAAGUUUUUGAGGAAAUGGGAGCGUGGUUGGGUGUUAGUGAUAGUGGUAGUGGUGUUAGGUUACGCGGUGGUGAUGACAGAGGGACAGGAGUGCAGCUCAGGGUGCGAGCAUGGCAGGUGUGUGGACAGCAAGUGUGUGUGUGACCCAGGCUGGAAGGGUCCGCUAUGUCACUGGUGUGAAGGAAGGGUCAGAUUAUGGUCCAAUUCUAGUGUGAUAACGGAUGGGUCAGGGAACUAUUCCACUGAUACACAAUGUACGUGGUUGAUUGAUGCGGGCCGGCCCAAUACCUCCAUCCGUCUUCAUUUUGACCAUUUUGCCACGGAAUGUUCGUGGGACCAUUUAUAUGUCUUUGAUGGUGACAGUAUUUAUGACCCUCUCCUAGCUGUUUUCAGUGGCAUGGUGGUCCAAGAUGAUUACCGUGUGCCACACAUACCAGAAGUGGUAGCCAGAUCAGGCUACGCACUCCUCUACUUUUACUCUGACGCAGCAUACAACCUUACAGGAUUCUCAAUAUCUUAUAGAGUGGAUGGGUGCCCCAGUACUGUGGCUGGGGACGAAUGUUCGGGCCGAGGUGCGUGCUUGGAGGGGUUCUGUACGUGUGAUGCCGGCUGGGGUGGUCCCGCUUGCUCGGUCCCGGUGUGUCCCGAGGGCUGUUCAGGCAAUGGUCUGUGUAACCCCGAAGAACACCGCUGCCAAUGCCAUCCUGGCUACACAGGUGCAGACUGCAGCCAGGUGAUCGAAGAGGGAUGGUGGGAGGUGUUGGGACAUGACAUCACCAGCCACGUGACCACUCCUGACCCCGUUGCUGUGUUGUUAGAGAGGUCGUCACAUGCUACUGUUCUUAUUGACAGUGCAAUAUGGGUUAUUGGAGGCUACUCGUUUACUGAGCGGCCAUUUCUUCUGAGGUAUAAUAUCACAGAUGAUGAAUGGAUGCCUAUAGUUAGUACAAGCAUAAGGAAGCCAGGACCCAGAUAUGGUCACACUGCCGUUGUUUACAAUGGUUCUAUAUAUGUGUAUGGAGGAAUGAAGGACGAUGGGAGUAUAACACGAGAAUUGUGGCGUUUGGACACUGAAUCGCGCAAGUGGUCUUUAUUGCCUUCCGAACGAGGAGCCAAAAUUGGCGGACGUAGCAGGACAGGAAGAAGAGGUAGACUUAAUAGACGUGAGAGAAAUAGACGUACCAAUCGCAGUGGGAAGAGUAGAGAGGACAAAGAGGUCAAUAUUACUAAUCGUAAAGAUUUGGAAGAGGAGGAACACGCUGAAGAUCAGAGUAUUGAAGAUGAAGAACCCAUAAAUAAGAGCGAGAUUGGAGGGUGUGCAUCUGCUGGCCCGUGUGCACCAGUUCCUUGUGUCGGUCAUGCAGCUGUGGUGGUGCAAAAAGCAAAGAAACAAGUCAUGCUUGUUAUUUUUGGACAUUCAUCCAAAUACGGCUAUUUGAAUACUAUCCAGGAGUAUGAUUUUGAACAAGGCAGCUGGGUGACUGUGGAAACACGAGGUGCUGUGGUGAAGGGUGUGUAUGGACACACUGCACUCUGGGACCCUGUGACCGCUCUUGUCUAUGUUCACGGGGGUCUCCUUUCUAUCGUAUCGACCAGUCAUGUUGUCCCGUACCUAAUGACUUAUGAUCCCAUGAAACAAAAGUGGAAACUGCGAAGUCCAGCACCAGUGCCCCGGUUCUUGCAUUCUGCCGUCCUAGUUGAAGGGUUGAUGCUGGUGUUUGGAGGAAACACACACAAUGAUUCUGCCUUUUCUUACGGUGCCAAAUGCUACAGUGCCGACUUCUUGGCAUAUGAUAUAGUUUGUAAUUCCUGGCACUCGUUAAGCAAGCCCCCAAACUUGUACGUAGAUGUGGCACGAUAUGGUCAUUCAGCAAUAUUACACGAGGGGGAAAUGUACAUAGUUGGGGGUUUUAAUGGCAAGAUGCUAGGAUCAAUUCUUCGUUAUCAUCCAGGAGUUUGUAAGCGACUGACUUCCAGCGACAAGUGCUUACACGCUUACCCCGGCCGCAAGUGUUUCUGGAAUAGGAUUUUGACCCGAUGUGAACCUAAUAAUAAUAACGACAAAAAUGCAUACGAUGUAUGUCCAACAGUUACACCAAAGCUUAAUUUUACUGCUCUCUGCAAUGAGCAAAAUUCUUGUCGGUCGUGUGUGUCUAACACGUACGGCUGUGUGUGGUGCGGCAACAUUUGCACCCAUAACAAGUGUGUGGAGUACACCAAGCCUGAGGGUGUGAUGAGUUUGAGUAAUGGCCUCAUAAAUAAAGAGGUUCCCAGGCCUACUAAGGUGGUGGGUGUGGCGAGCGGAGAGGGGUGUGAGGACACCUUACGGUCUCGCUGCAAGUCCCUCAACACCUGCCUGCUGUGUCGUGCUCACCACCACUGCGACUGGGUGGAACAAGUGUGUGUUGCUGCACCGAACAGAACAUCAACUGGUGGGGCCACGGGAGAGGCAGGACCUAGCUUAACACUAAAAGAUAUUCCCACCACUCCAUCUAUUGACCAUGAUCACCGGACACCCAUGAACGGUGGUACCCGCAGUGCACUGCCUAAUCACAGACCGUGUGAGCUCACGUGUGCAGAGAGAUUAUCUUGUUCCAACUGCACUGAAACCAAGGGCUCGUGUAUGUGGUGCUUCAACCAACAGCGAUGUGUUAACAACAAUUCAUAUUUGGUGAGCUUCCCGUAUGGACAGUGCAGAGAGUGGACAACAGAGGCCAAGAGGUGUCCGGAUGUGGAGUCAGGUGUGAGUCGAUGCAGCAUUCACCAGACGUGCAAGGAGUGCCAGGCAGAUGUGGCAUGUGGCUGGUGUGACGAUGGCAGUGGCACAGGCAUUGGCACUUGCAUAGAGGGAGGACAGCGUGGGCCCAUCAAUCCAGUCACGGGAGUUAUGCAGAAGAGCAAAUGUCCCAAAUUAAAUUGGUUCUUUACAGACUGUCCUUUGUGUAAUUGUAAUGGACACAGUAGGUGUGAAAAUGACAGUCUGUGCAUAUUACCCUGUUCCAAUAAUACUGCUGGAUCGCACUGCCAUCAUUGCAUUGAAAAGUUUUUUGGAAAACCCAUCAAUGGUGGCCUUUGCAAACCAUGCAUGUGCAAUGAACACGGUGAUACAUGCAACAGGGAGAGUGGUCGCUGCAAUUGCCACACCAAGGGUGUGACUGGUGACCACUGUGAGCGCUGUGACACGCAGAACAACUACGUGGGGGAGCCGCUUCAGGGAUCAUGCUUCUACGACCUUCAGAUUGACUAUCAGUUUACAUUUAACCUCUCGAAGCAUGAAGACCGUCACAUACGGCAGAUCAACUUCUUCAAUGUUCCCACAAAGAGUGAUGUAGACACAGAUUUUGACAUAUACUGUUCUAAAGCAACAAAAAUCAAGAUAUCAGCAAAAACAACUCGGAGUCACGAGUCUUGGAUAAUUCGUAACUUCACCGGCACACGAAUUAAGCGGAGAUUCAGCGCUUCAGAGUACACGUUUGGUUCUGCUGACAACAACACCACCUUCCAUGUUUAUGUCUACAACUUCACACCACCUAUAGAAAUUGUUGUCUCUUUCUCACAACAUCCUAAACUGGAUUUAAUUCAGUUUUUUUCUAUAUUUUCUUUGUGUUUUUUAGUGUUGUUAACAUUGGCUGCAAUAUUGUGGAAAAUAAAACAAAAAUAUGACAUCUAUACCAGGAGACAGCGUCUUCUGGUUGAGAUGGAGGCUAUGGCAUCUCGGCCAUUCCGCCCUAUUCUUCUGGAACUGUAUCCAAGGGGCGUGGCUGCCGAGGCGUUAGAAACUAGUGACACAACUCCUGCAACAACUUCUUCCAUAACCAGCACCACCAUAACUACAACACUCACCAACAACUGCUGUGUCACAGGAACUAACGGGGCCAUGCCAAAUGCCACUGCCAUUCCUUAUCUUGCUUCCAAUGCCAUCACAAAGGCUUCAAGCAAAGAUAAUACCAAAUCUUGUAAUAAUAGUGCCAAUAAAGUCAUCCCAAAUGGAACAUCACCAGAUAGUCUGUCCUCUGACCUCUUGGACAGCCUUGGCACACUCAAAGUUAAAAAAAAGGUUAAUCCUAGCCCCAUUGCCCUGGAGCCCUGUUGUGGGAACCGUGCCGCCGUCCUCUCCCUCCUGGUGCAGCUGCCAACUGGUGGAGAACCUUAUACUCCCAUAGGUCACCCAGGUGGUUUAGCCAUUGCCAGCACUCUUGUGACCCUUGGUAACCCACGUAAGUGUAGUAGUGACCCCAUAACACAUGUCAAGGGCGAUGUGAACAAAAAUAAAACAGCAAGAGGAAAGCAGCCAUAUUCCAGCCAUUCUCCCGACACAUGUAUUUAACACCUGCCUUGCCACCCUCCGCCAGUAUAUACACAUUACUGAACACUAGACCUUGUAGUGUUGCUGGUUAUUAGUCAUUUUCCACCAAUAUUCUUGAUUUAUAAUAUGCAACAGAUCCAUGGAAAGGCUUGCUUCCCAGACUCUUAACUUUAUUUAUAUGGAUGGUAGUUGGACAGAUAUAUAGUCAGCUUUAUAUUGGAUAUUCAGGAGAUUGCUAAGUUUUAUUGGCAACUCUUGUAAGUACAGCAGGCAUGUACUUUGUUUUCUCUGUUUUCACUUAGUCUUAUGCUAAACUUUGAGUUUAACUUAUUCACAAAUCAUUACACAAUGUAAAUUGUCUCUGAAUUCAAAUGUUAUUUCAAAUUUAUUAAAACAAAAAACACUGUUAUGAGUUGAAUCAGUUUGUCUACAUUAUUGUUGCCUUGGUUCCAUCUGGGGAUUUCCCAGCCAUGAGGAUGGCAGCUAGAGGUCGUGUACUGUCUCGGCAGGACGGUGAAGCGUGUUCUUUCUCCAGCCUUCAGUGGGGGAGGCAGAAGAGCAAGUGUCACUGCAUUGGAAAUGCAGAGAAAAGUACUAGCAGUGGGAAAUUAGCUAAUGUUCUUUACUUUCUAUUUCCUCGAUGGUAUUGUUUUCAUGGGAUUGUAUCAAUCCAAGCGUUACUUUUACCCAUGUAAAUUGUUUGUUUGGUUCACUCUAAUGGGAUUAGUAUUGCCACAUUCUUUGACAUACGGUAGUUUGCCCGCUUAGUUUUCCUCAUCAACUAAUAAAGUCAUUUAAAAAUAUAAAUUAAUAUAUAUACUUAUAUAUAUAUAUAUAUAAAAUUGAAAAUGGCAAAUCCAGUAACAGACAACACACAAUUUGAAUACCCUGAUUUCUGCUGGUUGUGCAUUGCUGCUGUAUGUUCAUUCCCCCCAUAAAAAGGUAUGUCUUGUUGAUUCAUGUGUAUUAGUAUAAGGAGUAUAUGUUGUUACUAAGUGUGUGUGUGUGUGUGUGUGUGCGCGCGCGCAGGAGUGCCUGGAACAUAUGCAGAUGCAUCACGUGUACGUGUAUCUCUGAAUAAAUUAUGGAUGUAGUUGCUUUGUGUGUCAUUUAAAGGGUUUACACAGUCAUUUCAUGUGUGUGUAUGUGUGCGUGUUAUUUAGAAGGAUGUGUACGUGAUUUGUGUUGCAUCACUAAGACCAGUGCAAUGUGUUGCGUGAUGUGCAUACCAGCAUACAGGGUCUUGUUACUAUUGGAGUGGUGGCAGUUUUCCAUACCAGUAGGUGCUAAGGUGUCUCAUUUUCUUGUUGUCAUUCAAUUGAUUUGGUUUGUGAUCUUUGAGAUUGUAAACAGGUGUUUUAUUGAACUGGUAGAAAUACUUUUUGUCAUUAAUUAUUGUGGAAACUUUUUGUAAGUAUGAGUGAUUGCUGUAUUCAUAUGUAAGUGUUCUGUAUUUGAUGAUGAUGCUGUGUGUGUCAUAUUUAUACAUGUUGGCUUAAGGGUCCUAGAGAAGAGUAUGCAAAACUAUCAGAUCAAGUUUCACAGUACGAUAUAGUAUUGAUAUUGAUAUAUGAUACUUGAAGGACUGUCUGGUAUGCCUUUGAGUGUUGGCUCUAGUGGUUCUGAUGGACGUGAACCUGACGAAUUGAGCUCCUUUAUACAAGUGUUAAAAUGAGUUUAUGGUAAUCAGGACUGAUAUAAUUAGCUGGUAAUAGGGAUUCAUAAUAUCUGAGGAUGAAUGAUAUAUAAAUUAAAAGAUCUGUAUGAUUAUAUUUUAUCAUAACUUAAAAAGAUAUUUAAUACUUCCAUUGUCGGUGUGUCCAAAUAAUUUAUAGUUGACAUAUGUGUAUGUAUGUAUGUGUGCGAGAUAUAUAUUAGUGUGUGUGUGUAGAUAUUUUUACGAGGUCAUUAUCGAAGGAGACAGCAUAUAUAUCAAACGGUGUUUCUGCAGUAGGCACUCAUUCCAUGGUAGUCAGUUAUGAAGGUCUCAAGCAGUUGUAUUUUAGUGAUGCUUCUGAAUCGCUUUCAAGAUCACACAACAAGCGUUCAUCAUUAUUAAGUAUAUAUUUUAGUGAUGCAUGAAGGAAAGAUCUAGAAAAUCAAAUCAAAUACCUAUUAUUUACAGGUAUUGCGUAUGCAAUGGCCAACAUUCAAAGCAGGAUUGUGCAAUAUGUAUUGUAGUUUCAAAGUUUUUAUUGAAUAUGUUUUAGGCAUGGUAUGAUGUGGUUCCUGUUGAUAAAAUGUAAUAUAACAUUAGAGUAAAAAUGUGUAGAUUUGAUGCCUAUCUCUUUCAAAAGUAGUGUGCUAUUGGGAACUUUUCCACCAGGUAUACUACUGAUAAAAUAAAAUUAUUCAUGAUUUUUCUAGACAUUAGUGUUACAGGUCUUGUAUAAGUUUCAGAAGGUUAUUUGAAUAGAAGUCCAUGUAGGAGAGCUGCCUACAGUUUGAUAGUAUAAAGUUAUACCUAAUAUAAAUUUAGUGUGUGCAUGAAAAUUUGUGACGGUAAAUGUGUGUUAGGAACACAGCCGAUAGUUGUGCAGUGAGGGGUACAUUAGGAAUGUGUGAUGGUGUGUGUGUUAGGAAAACAGCCGAUAGUUGUGCAGUGAGGGAUACAUUAGGAAUGUGUGAUGGUGUGUGUGUGUGUGUUAGGAGCACAGCCGAUAGUUGUGCAGUGAGGGGUACACUAGGAAUGUGUGAUGGUGUGUGUGUAUGUUAGGAGCACAGCCGAUAGUUGUGCAGUGAGGGGUACACUAGGAAUGUGUGAUGGUGUGUGUGUAUGUUAGGAGCACAGCUGAUAGUUGUGCAGUGAGGGGUACACUAGGAAUGUGUGAUGGUGUGUGUGUAUGUUAGGAGCACAGCUGAUAGUUGUGCAGUGAGGGGUACACUAGGAAUGUGUGAUGGUGUGUGUGUAUGUUAGGAGCACAGCUGAUAGUUGUGCAGUGAGGGGUACACUAGGAAUGUGUGAUGGUGUGUGUGUAUGUUAGGAGCACAGCUGAUAGUUGUGCAGUGAGGGGUACACUAGGAAUGUGUGAUGGUGUGUGUGUAUGUUAGGAGCACAGCUGAUAGUUGUGCAGUGAGGGGUACACUAGGAAUGUGUGAUGGUGUGUGUGUAUGUUAGGAGCACAGCUGAUAGUUGUGCAGUGAGGGGUACACUAGGAAUGUGUGAUGGUGUGUGUGUAUGUUAGGAGCACAGCUGAUAGUUGUGCAGUGAGGGGUACACUAGGAAUGUGUGAUGGUGUGUGUGUGUAUGUUAGGAGCACAGCCGUAGUUGUGCAGUGAGGGGUACACUAGGAAUGUGUGAUGGUGUGUGUGUGUAUGUUAGGAGCACAGCCGGUAGUUGUGCAGUGAGGGGUACACUAGGAAUGUGUGAUGGUGUGUGUGUGUAUGUUAGGAGCACAGCCGGUAGUUGUGCAGUGAGGGGUACACUAGGAAUGUGUGAUGGUGUGUGUGUGUAUGUUAGGAGCACAGCCGGUAGUUGUGCAGUGAGGGGUACACUAGGAAUGCAGUUGUCACUCUUGUAAAUAAUGUCUGUUAUUUUAUUAUGCUUUCUUCUUUCUGUUUGAGGCUAUAUUUAGCCUAUUGUAUUAUCCAAUUUUAUGUAUGGACAAUAGACUUUAAUGCCUAUGCAUUUGGUUGCAGGGCAUUUUUUUAUCAUGGCUAAAUUUUAUAUUCUAUUUUCUUAGAUCUUAAAAGCUGCCUUGAUAGAUGUGGAUUUCAUUUCAUAUGGCUCAAAGGUUUUGUUGUUAUGGUUUAGGAGUAAAUAUGGAUGUAAAUAUUGAAUAAUAAUAAUUAAUAUUUCACAUAAUGAUGUACAUGUGUAUGUACAUGUAUACAUAUAAAUAUACACAUACACAUACACAUACAUACAUACAUACAUACAUACAUACAUACAUA
Molecule: messenger RNA, 8264 nt
Organism: Procambarus clarkii (red swamp crayfish)
Lineage: Eukaryota; Metazoa; Arthropoda; Malacostraca; Decapoda; Cambaridae
Source: RefSeq, a predicted model, not a curated record